Molecule: messenger RNA, 535 nt
Organism: Dentiscutata heterogama
Lineage: Eukaryota; Fungi; Glomeromycota; Glomeromycetes; Diversisporales; Gigasporaceae
Source: the annotation of a GenBank genome assembly
AUUUCGUGGAAGAAUUUAUGAUUUAUUAAAUAGUACUGAAACUGUUUGGGAUAAAAAUAAUAUCGAUUCAUUUAUUGCUUUACUCAAUAAUGCUAAAUUGAAUUGGCAGAAAGAUUCUGCGUUGAGAGCACUAGAACUUAUUUCUGAUUCAAAAAAUUUCGAAUUGUUGGAAUUAUUUCCGGAACAACUGGUAAAUAUUUGUGAAGCCAUUAGGAUAGACAUUGAUUUAAAUGAUGAGAAAUUCUGUAAUAUUUGUGCUCAAUGGCUCAAUAACACUUUGAAUUGUAUCGAAAAAGCACGAAAUAAAUCAAAUACAUCAAAUGCAUCCAAACGUGUUGUGGGAAAUUUCGCAUGCACUGCUUUUAGUUAUCUUUCAGUAAUUUAUCAAAUUAUGGUAAAAUAUGGUAUCACGCACGUUCAGCUCUUUAAAACUGCUGAAGAAAUAGUAGAACGUCUUGCAGAUGAUGUAAUAUUUGAUGCUGCUCUUGAUAUUGGAAAUUUUAAACAGCCAGAACUUGUUGAAAUAUUUAGUCAU